CUUCUCAUUACCCAGCAUGCAGCGGGGGAUUUAACACCAAGAUGGCUGACACUAUGGAGGAGUAUGAAAAAGACGCUGGCUGCGUCCCGAUCCUGCACCCGGAGGAAAUAAAGUCUCAGGGUCAUUAUAAUCAUGGAUAUACCAGUGAAUCUGUUGGUCGGAAAAGUCACAUAGAUGACUACAGUACAUGGGAUAUCGUUAAAGCCACACAGUAUGGAAUCUAUGAGCGCUGCAGAGAGCUGGUGGAAGCAGGCUAUGAUGUGCGACAGCCUGACAAAGAGAAUGUUACUCUGCUUCACUGGGCUGCCAUCAAUAAUAGGAUAGAUCUGGUGAAGUUCUACAUAUCAAAAGGUGCUGUAGUAGACCAACUUGGAGGGGAUUUAAAUUCGACUCCUCUGCAUUGGGCAACAAGACAGGGUCAUCUGUCUAUGGUUGUACAGCUGAUGAAGUAUGGUGCUGACCCCUCGUUGAUCGAUGGAGAAGGCUGUAGUUGUAUUCACUUAGCUGCUCAGUUUGGACAUACGUCGAUUGUUGCAUAUCUCAUAGCUAAGGGACAGGAUGUUGAUAUGAUGGAUCAAAAUGGAAUGACUCCCUUAAUGUGGGCAGCUUACAGGACACACAGUGUGGAUCCCACUAGAUUACUCCUUACUUUUAAUGUGUCUGUCAAUCUUGGGGAUAAAUACCAUAAAAACACUGCAUUACACUGGGCUGUUUUGGCUGGAAACACUACAGUCAUCAGUUUGCUUCUAGAUGCUGGUGCCAAUGUAGAUGCUCAGAAUAUAAAGGGAGAGUCACCACUCGAUUUAGCAAAGCAAAGAAAAAAUGUUUGGAUGAUCAACCAUUUACAAGAGGCAAGGCAAGCCAAAGGCUACGACAAUCCCUCGUUCCUCAAAAAGUUAAAGGCAGAUAAGGAGUUUCGGCAAAAGGUGAUGCUCGGAACACCGUUCUUAGUGAUUUGGCUGGUUGGUUUUAUAGCCGAUCUUGACAUUGAUUCCUGGUUAAUUAAAGGUCUCAUGUACGGUGGAGUUUGGGCAAUGGUGCAAUUUUUAUCAAAGUCUUUCUUUGAUCACUCAAUGCAUAGUGCACUUCCUCUGGGGAUUUACCUGGCAACCAAGUUCUGGAUGUAUGUCACAUGGUUCUUCUGGUUUUGGAAUGAUUUAAACUUUGUGUACAUUCAUCUUCCCUUCCUGGCUAAUAGUGUAGCCUUGUUCUACAAUUUUGGCAAAUCUUGGAAAUCUGAUCCUGGAAUUAUCAAAGCCACAGAGGAACAAAAGAAAAAGACAAUAGUAGAGCUUGCUGAAACUGGCAGUCUGGAUCUAAGCAUAUUCUGCAGUACUUGUUUGAUAAGGAAGCCAGUGAGGUCUAAGCAUUGCGGCAUUUGUAAUCGCUGUAUAGCAAAAUUUGACCACCAUUGUCCUUGGGUCGGUAACUGUGUAGGUGCAGGAAACCAUCGCUAUUUCAUGGGAUACUUAUUUUUCCUUCUCUGCAUGAUCUGCUGGAUGAUCUAUGGCUGUAUUUCCUAUUGGGGAAUACACUGUGAAACAACGUACAGCAAGGACGGCUUCUGGACAUAUGUUACCCAAAUUGCUACCUGCUCCCCAUGGAUGUUCUGGAUGUUCCUUAACAGUGUGUUUCAUUUAAUGUGGGUGGCUGUGUUACUGAUGUGUCAGAUGUACCAGAUAUCUUGCUUAGGCAUUACAACAAACGAACGGAUGAACGCCAGGAGAUAUAAACACUUCAAAGUCACAACCACAUCCAUCGAAAGCCCUUUCAACCAUGGAUGUAUCAGAAAUAUCAUAGACUUCUUUGAGUUCAGAUGCUGUGGCCUCUUCCGCCCUGUUGCUGUGGACUGGACAAGGCAGUACACAAUAGAGUAUGACCAAACAUCAGGCUCAGGUUACCAGCUGGUGUAGUUUCCACAUAUGCGCUACAUUGCCCCAUCUGGUUGGUGCCUGAAAAUGUCUACUUGUCUCUCGCGAAAACUUGCCCCUUGAACUAUAGCAUGCUGUUUGUAGGGCUAUUGAAUCUUACAGUACCUUCUCUGUCAGCAUUUUAUCAACCACAGUGACCAUGGACAGGACCUUCUGCCCACACUGACGUAGAGGAAGAAGAUAUUUGGGAGAGGAUUUUAAGGAAUCCUUUGGAUUAUUUUGAACAAUCGUGAAUCAGAGAUUAUAAUUAAUUUUUAUUAUGAUUAUUUAUUUUGCACCGUUCACAACAAAGCAUGGCAUUGCUCUCUCAACAAGUCAGUCGUCUUCUGCUUGAACAAAACCCAUUGCCAUUUUUAUUUUUAAAUACGCCCAGCAGAGUAAUGCUUUGUAGUACACCAUCAUAAUCCCCCAAUGUGGCCUGGCUUGAGCUAAGAGUCUGUGGCAUUAUUAUUCCUGUAAUGUAAUCUCCCACAGUUGUGCUCUGUUAUUGUGUCGUUGAUAAUGUGAAUUUUGAUGCCAGGCUGAAGAAUCGUGAAUUUCCAUUGGCCUUUCAGCCUGUUGGGUUAAGUUGGUGAGACGGGCACAUGAGGAUAAUAACAACUGAAUGUAUGUUUCCUACAUUUUAUGACAGCUGUUCCUACCAUCUGUUUCUGCAUUGUGGAAAUCCAACGUAAAAUGUCCUUUUCUGCAGUAAAGCAGAUCUCCGCAGAUGCAUGCAAGUAGUGUUCUAUAGGAUCGUGAAGAAGCUCUCCAUAAUGAACCCCC
Messenger RNA from Nanorana parkeri, 2696 nucleotides. RefSeq names its product zinc finger DHHC-type containing 17 (gene ZDHHC17). The transcript is spliced from 17 exons. Gene Ontology annotation, molecular function: palmitoyltransferase activity; protein binding. Gene Ontology annotation, cellular component: Golgi membrane. The record is from RefSeq and is a predicted model, not a curated record. Lineage: Eukaryota; Metazoa; Chordata; Amphibia; Anura; Dicroglossidae. Gene Ontology annotation, biological process: protein palmitoylation. The coding region runs from base 42 to 1913 and encodes 623 amino acids.